CUCUCCGAUUGCGCUACGAGAGGGAGAGAAUUCACCGAUUUUUUUCGAGAAGGCGUCGCCGGCACAGCCGAAAACAGCUCACCGAAACGCGUUUUUCCGGCAUAUGGGGAUCUUCUGGCACUUAACCUGCUUUUUGGGUCACUGUGUCUGGUAACUUUUCGCGUUGCGUGAAGAAGAAUAAAGAAGAGAAAAAAGUUUGGGUUCACGCGUUUUCAAAGCUAGAACUCAGUCUGGUCUAAUCCAGUUCGAAAAUACACGCACUGCUUUUGGAAUCUCUAUAUUUCUUCUGGAAAGGUUAUUUUUUGGGUUCGUUUUGGUGCAUUUUGAUCUGGGUUGAAGUCGUUUUGUGUUCGAAGUGCUGCAGAGAAGCUCGGUGGUUGGAAAUGGGGGAGAGCAGGAAGCCUGGGCUGGGAAUAUUGAUGGUGGUGAUUGUGUGUUCGUUGUAUCAGAAUUUGGGGCUUUGUUGGUCUCUCAACGACGAAGGUUUGGCUUUGUUGCGAUUUCGGGAGAGGGUGGUCAGUGAUCCAUUCAGGGCUUUAGCGAAUUGGGAUGAUGGAGAGCUUGAUCCCUGUUCGUGGUUUGGAGUGGAGUGCUCUGAUGGGAAAGUAGUGAUAUUGAACUUGAAAGAUCUUUGUCUUAGAGGAACACUGGCACCAGAGCUCGGGAGCCUGGCUAACAUAAAGUCUAUUAUUUUACGCAACAACUCUUUUUCUGGAACCAUUCCUGAAGAGAUUGGAGAGCUGAAAGAGCUGGAGGUAUUGGACUUGGGAUACAAUAACCUCUGUGUGCCAAUCCCGGCUAACCUUGGCAAUAAUCUGUCUCUAACAAUCCUUCUACUGGACAACAAUGUCCUCAUAAGUAGCUUACCUUCUCAAAUUCAUGAGCUUGUGGUGUUAUCAGAAUCUCAAGUAGACGAGAACCAGCUAUCUAAUAUUGCAAAAAUUUCAUCCUGGCAUGGAGGAUCCUGUACACGGAAAACCGACCAGACUGAAGAUGUAGUUCAUCACAGACUACUGUCAACAGCUGAGGAUCGCAGAGUUCGCAUACCUCCCUCUUCACCUUCACCUUCACCUUCAUCUUCACCUUUGCCGUCACCGUCACCAUCACCAGAAUUCCAGACUCGUUCUACCACAACACCUGUGCUAACACCAAGCCCGAAUUCCUCUGAUCCAUCUGUUUCUUCUUCAGGGCCCUCCCUUACUAACACAUCAUCCUCUUCCCCCUCAGAAAGCUCUUCCAGGAAAUCAAAUUCGAAGCACACUCUGCUAUUGGUUGGUGUAAUAGGCGGUUCUGUACUUGUUUUCAUUUGCAUUAUUUGCAUAUAUCUCUUUAGAACCAAUAAAGUGGCCACUGUUAGACCUUGGGCCACAGGAUUAAGUGGGCAGCUUCAGAAGGUCUUUGUAACCGGUGUACCAAAGCUGAAGAGGUCGGAGCUUGAAACAGCUUGUGAAGACUUCAGUAAUGUAAUUGGUUCUUCGUCAAUAGGGACCGUGUACAAAGGAACAUUGUCUAGCGGAGUUGAAAUAGCUGUGACAUCUGCUGCAGUGACAUCUUCCAAGGAUUGGUCAAAAAAUCUAGAAGUGCAGUUCAGGAAGAAGAUCGAAAGGUUAUCAAAAGUGAACCACAAGAAUUUUGUCAACCUUCUCGGAUAUUGUGAAGAAGAGGAACCUUUCACCAGAAUGAUGGUUUUUGAAUAUGCUCCGAAUGGAACGCUUUUUGAGCAUUUACAUAUAAAAGAAGCUGAACACUUGGACUGGGCAAUGCGGCUGAGAGCUGCAAUGGGUAUGGCAUACUACCUCAACCAUAUCCACCAAUUGACUCCGCCUAUAGCCCAUGAGAACCUGAACUCUUCAGCGGUUAAUCUUGCUGAAGACUAUGCAGCCAAGGUCUCAGAUUUCAGCGUCUGGAAUGUGAUGGCUGCCACUGAGAUGAAGUCACCCAGAGUGGAGCUUUCUGAUUCACCAUCAGCAGACCCAGAAAGUAAUGUCUACAGCUUUGGUGUAAUUUUGUUCGAAAUGAUAACAGGUAGAGUUCCUUACUCAGUGGACAACGGCUCUCUUGAGGACUGGGCAUCAAACUAUUUGCAAGGGGACCGACCCAUCAAAGAAAUGGUGGAUCCAACCCUAAAAUCCUUCCAAGAGGAGCAGCUUGAGAGUAUCCGUGAAGUAAUCAAUUCUUGUGUAAACCCUGACCCAAAACAAAGACCAACAAUGAGAGACGUCACUGCAAGAAUGAGAGAAAUAACCGAAAUAGGUCCUGAUGGAGCAAUCCCCAAGCUUUCUCCUCUGUGGUGGGCAGAGCUUGAGAUAUUGUCCACAGAAGCAAGCUAAGAGUUGAAGUUGUUAUUGUAAGUAGUUUCUCAGGCACAGAAGCAGUCGCCUUUUGAUACCCAUCUGUAUUUAAUGUAGAGGCAAUCGUAUGCUUCUUGUAUAUAAAUGAAUUGGUGAAUGCCAUUUCUUUCGGUUUUGCUGUCCAAAAUUUGGCAGUCAGAGUGCACAGAAAAAGGAAAAAAAAAAAAAAAAGGCUUUCUUUUGCUGUGACAGCACACAGCAAUCUUUGUGUACUUUCUGAAACUUAUAUAAGUUUUGAAUUAUUGUAUUACUAUCCUAUUUUGCUU
Vitis riparia (riverbank grape) is the source of this 2617-nucleotide messenger RNA. RefSeq names its product probable inactive receptor-like protein kinase At3g56050. The transcript is spliced from 9 exons. The coding region runs from base 384 to 2330 and encodes 648 amino acids. NCBI's taxonomy places the organism in Eukaryota, Viridiplantae, Streptophyta, Magnoliopsida, Vitales, Vitaceae. The record is from RefSeq and is a predicted model, not a curated record. Gene Ontology annotation, biological process: protein phosphorylation. Gene Ontology annotation, molecular function: ATP binding; protein binding; protein kinase activity.